UACUAGGGCUGUCUUCCGCUCCGAUGAAGCUUGCAACAACUCAUCAUGAACUAUUAUUUAAGAUGAUGAAUUGAUGAUUUACUGAUGAAAGUGAUGGUGUGUUAAUAACGACGAGGGACAUAUAGAUCAACUUGAUAUCUAAGGCGGAGUCCUCGAAAUGGAUGAUAUAGUGGGACAAGGGAGGGUGACAGGUGGAAAGACGAGUGGACAGAUGCAGAACCUACUCGGGGAGUUCAAGGGAGUGUAUGAAAACAGGUUGCAGCGACUUGAUGAUGCUGAACGUCGCGGAGAAGAUACAGAGAAGACACGAGUGCGGGUGCUACAGGCUUAUGUGAAUGACCUAAGUGAACAGAAUGAGGUCCUGGUGUCCACAGUGGAGGAGCUGGAAAAGGAGGCUAAUGAACGUGUGGGACUGCUGGAGAGUAAGCUGAAGGGCACUGCAGGAUCUGUCAAGGAAUACAUGGCCAAGGCUCGUGACUUAGAGCGUGAACUGCGUGCCCUCACCAUCGAGAAGACCAGGGCGGAUGCCAUGCUGGAGGAGUUGCAGACCCGCCUUGGAAGACAGGAGGAGAGCAGUGGUGGACUAAGGGAAGAGAAUUCUAACCUGAACCACGAUGUCAACCAACUUAUCUCUGUCAUCCGCACGGCCAGGAACACCGGCCGAUGGGAGACUGAGGCUGUCCGAUUUCGGGAACUUUCGCAUGAUCAAGUGUUCGGUUCUCAUAUAGAAGCAGCAAGACUAAGAACAGUAGAGGAUGCUGAGGAGCGUUCUAGAGACCUGAGGGAUCAACUCCGUCGUAAAGACGAACAGAUGGACAAGCUGCAGCAAGAGAUCAACUUACUGAGGACACAGAGCAGAGCCUCACGUGAUGAGAGGCGUACAGAUGGACAAGCUGAGAGAGAAACUGCAACAACUAGUCAGUCAACUGAGAAAGAUUUCGCCAUCAUGCAGCUGAAGAGAGAUUUACGGCAAGCAGAGCAGCGUAUCGAAGACAUGCAGCUAGAGGUAUCCAACAGAGAACGGAAGAUUUCGACCCUCCAAUCACAGCUUAGCGACCUGCACACACAAAUCGGCCGCCGUGAGUCGGAGAACACAGCGCACCAACAGACUAUUAAAAUGUUACAGGAGAAACAGCGCUAUUCUGUAGGGGAGACUGCCAAGGCAGAUGAAGCUAUCCGACAACUCAAACUGGAGGUAACACAUGCCAAGGACUAUGCCUCCAAAUCCUCCAAAGAUAUUGGGCAUUAUGAACGGAAACUUAGGAACCAGGACCUCGACUUACAGGAGCUGCGAGAUCAGAGAAAGAAAUCUAUGGAUGAGAUUGGAGUCCUCCAGGAGAGGCUGAGGGACAGUCAGGUGUCCACCAAGGAUCACCAUGAGGUCCUCAAGUCAGAGCUGGCCCGUCGUGAUGAGACGAUCCAGAAACUUCGCAGGGAUGUCCUCACUCUACAAGAGAAACGUGAUGCAGCUGUCAGUGAGUUGGACAAGCAGACUAACAAUUUGAUCCAGAUUGAAGACAAGAACAAGCGCACCAAUGACGAGUUUCACAGACUGGAGGCAAGGAACAAAGUGGUUGAGGAGGAACUUGCAGCGAUGAAGAAACAAGCGGAUGAUUCUAAAUCUGAUGCCACUUCUAAUGUUACCAAGCUGGCCAGAGUGGACGCGGAAUUACAAACUCUGCGCACGCAACAUGCAGAGUCUUUAGCUCAGGUAAAAACCUACAUCUCAAAGCUGGCCAGGGCCGAGGGGGAGAUGCAGAUGAUUCGUGGCGAGAACACAGAAUCUGUUUCUCAGGUUCAGAAGUUGACAGCUACGCUACAAAAAUUACAAGGUGCUUCCAAAGACACGAGAGAUGCUCUCACCUCAGAAUUAAGUAAUUACAGAGGUACCUACUAUGUGGCGGACCAUCAUGAUACAAUAGUGAAGUUGAGGAACGAGAACCGAGAAGUUGAUGAAAAACUACGGGAAGCAUUGUCUACAGCCCAGCACAGGGGAGAUGUCAUCAAACAACUGCGAGAGGAGGUCAAACAAUACCAGUCUAGGGGUCAAGACUUUCAGAGAAAGAUGGAGGCUAUGGACCAGGAUUUACAGCAGGCCCACAGUCGCUAUUCCAGCCAGUGUCGUGAGAUUGACCGCCUACAAACUGAAGUUCAGGAGCGUAAUUUGACUGCUAGCCAACAUGACACGUAUUUCAAGUCUGAGGUGGCUGAUAAAGAAGAGGAAAUACACAGACUGAAGGCAGAGGUCAACAUCCUUCAUGAAAAACUAUCACACACCACUUCACAGUUAUUGUCCCGAGAAGAGCAGAUAGCCAAUCUCAACGCCAGCAUCAAGGAGCUAGAGGCAGAAAUGGCAAGAAAGGAUCUAGCCUUACAAAAGUUUGAUGUUGACCUCUUGAAUGUUGAUCAGGAAAGAUGUAAAGCAGAGGACAAUGUUUCACGGCGUGAUAUCAGUAUUCAGCAGCUGGAACAGGACCUGGCCCAGGUGAAGGCUCAGUAUCGGGAGUCUGUGGAAGAAAAUGGGCGAUUGGAGGCGCGUAUACAGGCCUUUGCCAUCAAUGCCCAGAGUGAACAAGACGUCCUCACCUCUGAGGUAAAGCGACGAGAAGAAGCCAUCAAACGCCUCAAGAUGGAGACCAUCACCAUGCAGGAACGCAACAGUAAAUAUGAGGAAAAGGUUAAUCAGAUGGACCGCGAGGUGGAGCAACUUAAGAUGCAGCUACGCACAUCACAAGCAGAGAAUGAUACAAAGAAAGGAACUAUCAGUAACCUGGAGUCUAAUCUGAGUGACGUGAAGCGCCGUAACAGCCAGUAUCAGGAUGACGUGAGUCGUCUCGAGGACCGUGUGAGGGAAAUAAACAUUGAACUUACCUCCCUCCAGUCCCAGAGUGAUAAACAGCAGCACAAUAUUAGUACUAAGGAGGAGCUAGUGUUGAAUCUGAAGACGGACCUGGCAAGUCUACAGAAACAGCAGAAGGAAACAAUGAGUAAGGUUUAUGUUCGGGAUGACACCAUCCAGAAGCUGAACUCUGAAAUAGGUCGUCUGAAGGGUAAACACCAAGAGAAGCUGGGUGAGGUGAACAAACAGUCCGAUACCAUCAAGAAACUCCAGGAGGCUCUAACCCAAUGUCACGUAGACCUGGACAAAAGUAGGAAACUCACCGAACAGGAGGUGAGACGUAGAGACGAGUCAAUUAAGACCCUACAGGAGGAUCUGAUGGAAUCCCAGUCACAGUACAGUGCUUGUUAUAAUGAGUUAAUGAAAGCUGAGGAUGAUAUAGAAAGUUUGAAGAACGAGAACUCACAUCUGAGCCAGAAUGGACAGCAAACCUCCGAGGAGGUGGGUCAACUCCAGGAACAGCUGCACCAACUAGAACUCGACCUGACUAUCUCUCAAGAGAAACACAGGACGUGUCAAAAAGAGGUUGCCCAUAGGGACCAGGUGAUCAUCAAGGUUCAGAGUGAGCUGGACACAACCCAGGAGAAGUACCAGGGCUGUAUGGAGGAGUUGAACAUUCGUGAAGAUGAGGUCAUUCGCCUGAAUGGUCGUGUGAAGCAGCUUCAACAGGAAAUCAGAGACCUCAAUGCCAAAACAGAGGAUGAUGAAAAGAAGAUUUCGAAUGAUGAGAAGUCAAUUCAAAAAUUGCAACAUGAUCAUGAAAUUUCGCUACAGGAGAGAGAUCUCAAGAUGAAAAACCAUCUACGAACAAUAGAACAGCUGAAGUCAGAACUCCAGAUAGCCAGAAGUACUCACGAACAGGAUGUGAAGCGUAUCCAACAGGACAUGGACCUUUUACGCGAGGAGCUUGAAAUGACACAUAACCAGAACAACGAUGGACAGAAGGAGAAUCUAGAUCAUAAGACGACCAUCAUGGCACUCAAUGAUGAGAUAGACAGGAUGAAGAGGAUGCAGGACGACACAGCAGUCGAGAUGAAGCGUCAGAAUGAUCAGUUACAUGACCAUGAGGUGGCCUUGGCCGAGUCCCGCCAACAAGUCAUUCUGCUGGAGGACCAGUUGGAUAGUUGUCGUGAGGAGGGCCAUGUCAUUGAAUCUGAGCUGGACAGCUUCAAACAGAAGUAUGGAAAGAGCAUGAACGAGGUCGGACACUUGGAGGGAACUGUCAAAACUCUGCAGGACAAACUUUCGGAGAGUCGUAAGAGGGAACUGGAGAAGGAGCAUCAGUUGGAGACAAUGAAGAGUGAGAUUGACAAUCUGGAGACAAUGUACCGUGACACUAAACACGAGGUCACUAAGUUUGAGGAGGUCAUUGAGCAGCUAACGACAGAACUGCGCACAACCCAAGAUGAACUGUCCAUGUCAAGCAACCGUGUCCAUGAGUGCGAGGAGAACAUCAAAAACCUCAAGGAUAGGAACGCUUUACUCCAGUCAGAGUCUCUUACCCAUGAAGAGCAUGCUAAGAAACUGGAGAAUGAGCUUUACACCUACCAGGGAGAGCACAGCCACACAGACCAGGAGUACCUGGACAAGGAGGACAAGAUAGCCCACCUGGACAUGGCCUUAGAGGAGACCAGAGGUGAACUUCAGGCCAAACUUCGUCAGAUGUCUGACCAACAGGACCAAAUCAAUGAUCUAAAGGUUGAACUUGCCUCAGUCCGGGAACAGAAAAACAGUGCCAUGAAGGAGAAUGAUCGCCUGGAACAGAGUAUUCAGCAGCUGCAGCUUAACCUUGCGACAUCUCACCAGCGCCACAAGUCUGACACAAAUCGCCUUCAGGACCAACUGUCUCACCUUGAGGCUGAACUGCGGCAAACUCAGGCACGUGGCCAGGCCGUGGAACAGGAGCUGGGUCAUCGUCAGGAACAACUCAUCCAGAGUGAAUCAGAAGUCAAAACCUGCCGCAGCGACAUUGCUGGCAAGAUGGAAGAGAUUGAGAAACUGGAGGGGAACAUUAAAGAUAUGAAAAUAGAAAUCAGUCACCUCCAGGGAGCCAAGCAAAGAGCCGAGAACCAGGGAUCUGAGCUGCAGAGUGAAGUGGAGCACCUGAAGACGGAUCUGUCUGAAGCCAGAGCACAGUACAAAGACUGUGCACAGGAGCUUGCCCACCAUGAGGAAAAGUUGAUGUUGAUGGAGCAGAGUCUACAGACCACACAAGACCAGCUAAGUCAGCGGGUCACCGAGGUUGUCCGUUAUGAACAGAUCAACCGUAAACUACAGAUGGAGGUGAAGACACUACGAGAACGUAACACAAGUUACGAGGAGGAGAUUGAGGAACAGAAAGCGAUGAUUGACAAGCUCAGAAAGGACCUAGUCAACUCGAAGGAAGACCAUCACUCGGCCGUACAGGAGGGCCUCGCAUACAAACAGCAAGCUCACAAAUACGAGGUGGAGUUAGAGGGCGCUCGUGAGCAGGAGAAGAUGCUUAGUGACCAGGUAGAGCAGCAGGACCAGAUCCUCACCCAGCUACAGCAGGAGAUACGUGGGGAACGGGAAAGACACCAGGACACCGCCAAAAAUCUACAAGCAACACGCAAACAUAAUGCUGACCUCCAGGAUGACUUUGAUUCUGCCCAAAGACACAUCAACGACCUCACAAACACGGUCAAGGACAAGGAUGAGCUUAUCUCUAACCUGCGUGCUGACAUUGAGUCUAUGCACCAGCGACAGAUGGCGCUCAAAGAGGAGUUGGUGGAACGGGAAGGUCAACUCAGGGUCGCCAAACUUAACCUGCAGUCAGCCCAAAAACAGAGUGUGCACCACUCACAGGAGGUUUCGAGGUAUGAGGAGACACUUGGACAGCUACAGAAUGAUUUAGACCGCAUCCAGGACCAGUACAGAAAGACACAUGCCUCUCUGAUGGAGAAUGAACAGAAAGUUCAUGACCUAAAGGUGCAGCUAACCACAGUUCAAGGUCACCACAAGGAGUCCAUGGACCAAUUAGGAGAAAAGUCGCGCCAGGUGGCAGCUCUAAAGACAGACUUGGCAAAGUUACAACAACAGAACCAGGGGAUGUCGGACGAGAUAGCCCUUUAUGAGGAGAAGAUGAGGGAGCUUACACAGGAACUCAGGAAAAUGCAGGAGCUAAACCGAGCUUCAGAGGAGGAGUUGGAGAACUUUGAGUUGCGGUACCAGGACUUGCAGCAAGAGUUGAUGAACACGCAAGACAAAAACCGACAGUCUCUUCAGGACCUCGGUGCUCUGGAGGAGGAGUCAGUCGUACUCAAGGUUGAGCUCAGCGCCAUCCAGGAGAAAUACAAGGCCAAGAUUGAUGAAUCUGACAAGCUCCGAAAUGAGGUAGAAUUACUGCGACACAAUUACCAUAGUGCUAAUGAGGAGAUACAAGGGCUUAGAGUGGCACUGGAGGAGUCACGUUCCAACGGGGAUCGUCUUCACCGAGAGAGUGAACUCGUCGUACAGAACGUAAACACAUGGGUUCAGGAACAAAAGCUUGCGAAUGAAAAACUGGGAAACAAAAUUAGAGAGCAAAGUAAAGCUAUUAUGACUCUGACUGCAGAGAAAGAACAAUUACUGGAACAGGUGGCUAAGCUACAGAAGCAGAUGAAUAAGAUGAAGAUAGAGCUAGAUGAAAGGAGAGAUGAUUCAGACAGGUUCAAGGCGUUGCAGAACCAUUCAUCCCACCAACAGGUGCUACUCAACCAGCUGAGGAACAGACUGGAACAACACGAAUCUGACCAGGACCAGGAAGUUCAGGGUAAGAUUGCCACAAUCGAAGACCUUCACACCCGCCUCAAAGUCAACAUUGACAACAUUCAGCUUCUUAACCAGCAGUUGGGUACUCUACAGAAGGAAAACCAUCGCCUUAGAAAUGACUUUGAGAGAGAGAUUUCAGCUCGACAGACUCUGGAGUUACAGGUAGAGAGUAAGGAACAGACGAUUGGCAGUCUCAAGUCACAACUCGAUGCUCGUAAACACCUUCUUAUUGAGCAAAGUUCCCCAUAUAGAGAGAUGGAGAAACCAGACAAUGUAGACAUCAAGGAUUUCCAUAUGGAUAAGGAGCAGCGAAAGUCCUAUGGUAAGGGACUGGAUGAUGCGGGGAUCUCUAACCCACAAGAUCUGGAUAAGAAUUACUGGAUACAGCGAGUCGGAGAGCUUUCCAUACAGCUACAGCAAAGCAGUGAAUACUGGUCAGAUAAGGUUCGUGAACUAUCGGCCCAUGGAGGCAAGGCACGCACCAUUCCAACAUAAGUCAACUACCAUGUCCACAGGCAGUGUCGAGGAUAUUGUGGGGAUGACAGUGUUAUUGGAUACUCACAGACACAGAAUCUCCUAGAAAUGCUGUGAGCUCUCUAGGCUAUCAAAGAUUGUAGACCAAAAGUCAACAUUCUGCCAGAAAUCAGAAGUUAUAAGACUAACAAAUACUGAGAUUUUAUUUAUGACAAAAGAUCUGCCAAUGUCCGUCCAUUGUAGUGUGGUCUAGUGAAUGUGGGUUUAAGUUUACAGUCUACCUUACCUCUAUUUGUAGUAAGUACGGGACCACUUAUUUAUUGUACAACUCACUGUAGUCUGAUUACCAAGCCAAAGUGUGAUAGGUUUGGUAUAUUUGUUACAUGUAUUGAUAAACGUAUGCCCAUUUAGUAUGAAAGGUAAUAUACUAUUCAAAAGAAAUUAUUUAAAAAUGAACUUAAUCAUGUCCUAAACUUUGCACAGACAAAUUAAUGUGAAAUCAACCAUUGGUGGUAAUUGUAAAUGAGAAAUUGUUAAUUUGCCAUGUAAUUGUGAUAGACACGUAGAGGUAUAGAUGAGGACUAACAUAGUUCACACCGCCAGUAGUUCGUGUAGGCAGCCGUCACAGGUAAUAUCCCCGUGAUAGCAUAUCGUGCUAGAGUCUAUAUUUAUAUUUCUGUUCUUAGAUUUUUGAAAUAGCACAAACUGAUUAUCUGUGAGAUAUAUUUAUAAUCUUAUUCAUUUUAAUGGUUUCAGUAAUUUAUGAUGUUAUUGUUUAAUUUGAGGGUUUCCCUUUGUAUUGUUUUGAUGUCGUCACUUCUGAUUGUCUCUAGCCUAUGUAGUUGUGUAAAGGUGCAUCGGGCACAAACUAGCGUCCAUCAUUCAUUGAUCUGUGAUAACACCGAGUAUUGUACUUUUUUUGAGUUUUAAUCACUUUGUAUUACGAUAUUACUGUUGAUAGCAUUUAUUUUAUAACCAAUGAAAACUUAGAUCUCAAGGUCACACAUUUUAUCAUCUCAUGUUGACUUGUUGAUCAAGGUCACAUCUUAUUGACCUAAUUCAAGUCACAUUGAGCAAGGUCAUGUUGUGUUGACCAAGGUUAAGUCAUGUUGACCCAUUGACCAAAGUUGCAUUACAUUGACCAUUGCACAUGAUGUUGACCAAUGUUAUUUGAUUUAUAUUUAUUACAACAGGGAUAAAUUGAUUUCAAUCCCUGUAUCAUCACUAGAUCUGCGUACUAUUGAUCGUAGAUUCAAGCUUGUACCAUAGUUACUAGUAAGUGUGUGCUUUGUAAUCAAUUAAAAACAUCGAAACGUUCAGAUCAAGUGUGAUUCUGUGAAGUAAAAAACUACUCUUUCAACUUGUCAUUGACACAACAAACAUACAUUGAUGAUGUGGAGGGGGGUGUUUAAUGGGAAAUCCAUUCUCCAGCAGCUGUAACUGUGAUCUGACAACGCAUGAGAGGUUGAUGGAUGCCUAUUUAUAGAAGAUUUGUGAUUGCCUGUCUCAUAAUAAAAUUUAUAUAUAUAUACAUUUUUGUCAUUUUACAAUAAAAUCCAGUCAGAACUGGUCGUACAGAU
Molecule: messenger RNA, 8724 nt
Organism: Pecten maximus
Lineage: Eukaryota; Metazoa; Mollusca; Bivalvia; Pectinida; Pectinidae
Product: early endosome antigen 1-like
Exons: 57
Coding region: 158-7165 (2335 amino acids)
Biological process (GO): spermatogenesis
Source: RefSeq, a predicted model, not a curated record